AAUUUCUAUUUCAUUCUUAAUGUCUUUCCCAAUGCUUCAACUUAAGCAACUUCUCAUUCUUCUCCACACUGUAACCAUAAUUAUAUGUUGUGUUUCCACUACUGAAUUUGUCUAUAAUACAAACUUCAACUCAACAAACAUUGUGAUAUAUGGAAAUGCAACCAUUCAAAAUUCCAUUCUCACUCUCACUAAUGGCACUUAUUUCUCUAUAGGCCGUGCUUUUUACCCUAAAAAAGUAUCAACCAAAUCACCCAACUCUUCCACUCUUCUCCCCUUUGCUACUUCCUUCAUUUUCUCAGUUGCCCCCAUCAAAAAAGUUCUCCCAGGACAUGGCUUUGCCUUCAUAUUCACACCUUCAAGAGGUCUAAAUGGAACAAUAUCAAACGAAUAUAUCGGUCUCUUCAAUUUGACCAAUGAAGGCAAUCUUAACAACCAUGUUUUUGGAGUUGAAUUCGAUAUAGUUAGAAACGAAGAAUUCAACGAUACAAAUGGUAAUCAUAUUGGUAUCGACGUAAACUCGCUAAAAUCCUUAUCUUCACAUGAGGCUGGCUACUGGAGUGGAAAAUAUGACAAUGAGUUUAAGGUGUUGAACAUUAAAAGUGGUGAAAAUUAUCAAGUUUGGAUUGAAUUUAUGCACUCUAAGAUAAACGUUACUAUGGCUCCGGCAGGACAAAAUAGGCCUCAAGUUCCUCUCAUCAGUAUGAAUGUUAACCUUACUGGGGUUCUUGUGGAUGAAACAUACGUUGGAUUCAGUGCAGCCACAGGGCAAAUAGUAGACAGUAGUAAGAUUCUUGCUUGGAGCUUUAGUAAUACAAAUUUUUCAAUAGGUGAUGCUUUAGUGACACACAACUUGCCGACAUUUAUUCCUCAUAAGGGAUGGUUUUCUAGAGCAAAAGCUUUACUUUUAGUGGCCACCGGUGUUGUUUUUGUCUUAAUAAUCAUCUGUUGCAGUAGUAUAGUUGUUUUCAUUCUAUAUAGGGGGGGAAAGGGAGAGGAAGAAAUUGAAGCGUGGGAACUAGAGUAUUGGCCACAUAGAAUUGGUUUCCAAGAGAUUCAUGCAGCAACAAGAGGAUUCUCUGAAGAGAAUGUGGUUGCUAUAGGAGGGAACAAAAGUGUGUAUAAAGGGAUUUUGCAAGGAGUUGAAGUCGCGGUUAAGAGAAUCCCUCAAGAAAGCAAAGGAAUGAGAGAGUUUUUGGCAGAGGUUUCAAGCCUAGGAAGAUUGAAACAUAGAAGUUUAGUAGGAUUUAGAGGUUGGUGCAAAGGAGAGAAUGGAAACUUGAUUCUCGUUUAUGACUUCAUGAAUAAUGGCAGUUUAGACAAAUGGAUCUUUGAGUGUGAAGAAGGAAAGAUGAUGGCAUGGGAAGAGAGGAUUCAAGUUUUGAAAAAUGUAGCCGCAGGGAUUCAAUACCUGCACGAAGGUUGGGAAGUUAAGGUCUUGCAUAGGGACAUCAAAGCAAGCAAUGUUCUACUUGACAAGGACAUGAAUGCCAGAUUGGGGGAUUUUGGAUUGGCUCUUAUGCAUGAGCAUCAUGGACAAGUGGCUAGUACAACGAAAGUACUAGGGACAUUAGGAUACAUUGCUCCAGAAGUUAUUCGGACAGGAAGAGCGUCGACUAUGUCUGAUGUGUUUGGUUUUGGAAUAUUGGUGUUGGAAGUAAUUUGCGGGCGAAGACCUAUUGAAGAAAAUAAACCAGGACUAGUUGAAUGGGUGGAGUCCCUAAUGGUUGUUGGACAAUUGCACAAUGCUAUUGAUGAAAGGUUGAAGGCUAAAGGAGGAUACCCUGCUGAGGAAGCUGAGAGAUUACUUCAUUUGGGUUUGUUGUGUUCAAAUUCAAACCCUAGUGUUAGACCAAUAAUGAGGCAGGUUGUGAAAAUGUUGGAGGGAGAAAUGUAUAACACUGAAUCUGAUGAAGAAAAUAUGGAGAAAGGUUUACUUCGAAGAAUAAAAUCAGCUGCAAUGUGGACUAGAACUGAAAGUGGACUUCGAUACAAAAAUCACCCUACUUUUGAAGAUAUUAAAAUGUUUAGUUAUAACUCUGAGAGAACUACAAGUAGCUCAAGUUCCAUUCCACAAGGAUCAUAAUCAGAAUCGGAUUCAGAUAUCAUUCAGGAAGGCUGGCAAUGUUGUAGAUUUUAGGUUAUUCAUUAUGUUGCACUGAGUGAAGAAUAUUCGAGGUCUUAGCUUAUUAUGAGUUGGAUUGUGUAAACUACCAAACCAUGGAAGUUAAUUGUUUUCUACUUUAAGUUUUAUAUAUUUCAUAAAAUGUUGUAUAUUUUUAAGGACAAAAUUCUGUUCAAAAUUGCAUGAGGUCGUUAUAGGAUGUAUGAAAUGACAAUGAUAAUGAUAA
Trifolium pratense (red clover) is the source of this 2348-nucleotide messenger RNA. RefSeq names its product probable L-type lectin-domain containing receptor kinase VII.2. Gene Ontology annotation, molecular function: protein kinase activity; ATP binding; carbohydrate binding. Gene Ontology annotation, biological process: protein phosphorylation. The coding region runs from base 20 to 2083 and encodes 687 amino acids. NCBI's taxonomy places the organism in Eukaryota, Viridiplantae, Streptophyta, Magnoliopsida, Fabales, Fabaceae. The transcript has a single exon. Gene Ontology annotation, cellular component: plasma membrane. The record is from RefSeq and is a predicted model, not a curated record.